Molecule: messenger RNA, 1117 nt
Organism: Schistosoma haematobium
Lineage: Eukaryota; Metazoa; Platyhelminthes; Trematoda; Strigeidida; Schistosomatidae
Exons: 2
Coding region: 130-954 (274 amino acids)
Biological process (GO): glycoside catabolic process; glycosylceramide catabolic process; oligosaccharide metabolic process
Cellular component (GO): cytoplasm
Molecular function (GO): alpha-galactosidase activity
Source: RefSeq, a predicted model, not a curated record
GGUAUGAAAGGCCUGGGACAAUAUUUACAUUCGAAAAAUCUACUGUUCGGAGUAACUAUUGGUUAUGGAACUCUGACAUGUUCAGGUUAUCCAGGUAGCAUGAACUUUCUCGAAUUGGAUGCAAAGACUAUGGCUGACUGGGAAGUGGAUUACGUGAAGAUGAACUCUUGUAACAGUCCUGAUCAAAUGAUGCCUGAUGGUUUUGAAAAAUUCUCUCGACUACUUAAUGGAACUGGAAGACCUAUGGCGUUCUUGUGUACAUAUCCUCUAUAUAAUUCAUGGUAUGCAAACCCUCAAUCGGUCGACUGGAAGCGAUUACAAAACAACUGCAAUCUAGUUCGUGCUCUGCCCAAUUCUCAUAGUUUUUGGGGAUCUGUAUUCAAUAUUAUAGAUGGAUAUAAACUUCGCAAUGAUAUUUUGCCGAAAGUGGCUGGUCCCGGACAUUACAACGAUCCCGAUAUGUUAGUCUUGGGAAACAACGGACUUUCGAAUGAUCAAAAGCGAGCUCAUAUGGGCAUGUGGUGUAUGUUCGCUGCCCCACUACUGAUCUCAGCUGACAUGGACAAGGUGGAUGAAUUCAGUGCAUCUCUGUUACGUAACAAACAUUUGUUGGCGAUAGAUCAGGAUAAAGGUGGACAUCAGGCGGAAUUCGUGAAAACACGAAAUGAUGUACAGUUGUGGAUACGAAAAUUAAAUAAUCGUCCAAAGGGUUGGGCAAUCGCUUGCAUCUACACAAAGGUUGAUGGAGGACCAAUCAACUUCAGCACAAAUCUUGAUGAAUUCAAAUCACAGAUGUAUACAAUAUCAGGAGAUAAGUUUGAAUUACUGGAUGUAUUCACAGGCGAUAUAUUCAAAGACGUACAAUUGACAGAGAACUUUACGAUUUCCAUCAAUCCAUCUGGAAUUAUGAUGUUUCGAGUAAAUCCAUACAAAUUGGUUUAUUCUUACCAAUAAAUUGAUGGAUGUUUCCGUUGUGUGGAUUCUGUUAAUUUCAGUUCAUUUCAUAUUAGUUCUGUGAUUUUGGCUGAACAGUUAUUGGAUGUGUCAUUAGUGAAUAAUUAUUCAUGGGAUAAUGGUAAUAAAGUUUAUCAAUUCAAACUGAUUUCAUUCAAGAAUA